This is a messenger RNA of Orbicella faveolata, 3693 nucleotides long. RefSeq lists its product as uncharacterized. Lineage: Eukaryota; Metazoa; Cnidaria; Anthozoa; Scleractinia; Merulinidae. The record is from RefSeq and is a predicted model, not a curated record.
AAACACUUGACUCAGUCUUAAACACCGUUUAGCUAGAUUAAAUCACUUGUUUUUUCUGGUGAAAACAGCAUGCAUUUCAAACUCGCUAUUAACUCAAGAAGCAUUUUUUACUGCAUUUCCAGACUAUGUUAACUUUAUCUAGCCAAAAUUCUUCAAGUGAAAACACAGCCACAUAAAUUCUGAAGUUCAAAAUUUAAUAACUUAUUGUGUUGCUACUUACUGUAUCAAAAUCAUGACAACAAUGAAAGGAACCAGGUAAAGCAGAUUCAAACUCAAAGUGGAUCAAAAUCCAUCAUUUCCGAACUGGUGACAUGAACUUUUGAACCCUCAGAACUUUUUCUGGUUCUUGAAAUUUUCUGAAAAUAAAUUUUCAAUCGACAAUAUCAGUCAUUAAUAAUAGGGUUAAAGCUUCCUAUGCAGCCACUUCAUUAGACCUUGAAAAAGUGACCCUUAAUAAAGCUAGUUGCUAACGAAUAUGGGCUCUCAUAAAGAACCAUAGAUUGAAACAAUAGAACCUGGUCUCUUUUGUGAUUUAAGCACAAAACUCAGGACAUGUUAAUGGUCAUUCAUGGUUUUCUCAAAAUUAUAUAUAGUCUGAAAAUGGCUGCUCAAAGUGAUAUAUGGAAGACAUGGUUGCCACAGAUAUCCUUUUUCAAAACUCCCUGACUUUUUCCUGAUAAAAAGAAAAUUUAAAUGACCAAGGAAAUACAAAAUGUCACGUCUAGCAGCGGCCUCUUCUUCCACUCAUUCAUUAAGAGUGAAAAUUUUCAAGAAAUUUUCCUUCGUUAAGGUAAAAUCAUUGUCCAGAUAACAGUGACCCCAAAUGUUUCUUCCCAUCGUUAAUGGUAUCGAAUCAGCCGUCUUAAGUCACUUCAAUUUUCCCUGACUUUUCUUCAAAAUAUGAAUUUUAUACCACGCCAUAGCAAAUACAGCCAAUCAGAAUACAGGGAAGCUAUUUUAUAUUUGAGAGUAUUACAUCCAACCUUCCCAUUAUGCACCAUGAGUAUCUUCAACAUUGAUUCUGUUGGCCACUGUAGUUCUAUAGCAUGGUAUAAAAUAGUUAUGCAAAUUUGCUCUCUCGUGGUACACCGUGAAACAUCCCACUUGUCACUUGUAUUUUCUCAGUAUAGAUACAAGACUUUACUUGUGGGAUUUAAUUCCAUGGUAUACCACUGGAAAGCAUUGCAUAACAAGUAUUUAUCUUGAAAUGCCGUCUGAUGUUUUCUAUUGUAUUGUGAAAGAAAGAAAACAAAGACUCAGAAUAGUGGUACUGCAUAACUACUCACUGUUUGUAACAAAGAAAAAUACGUGUAAAUCAGAAUGACAAGUGCAUUACUGUCAAGUUGCUUGACUGCGUAGAAUUGACCAGUUUAGUAAUCCAAGCCUGGUUAUUUUCUUAAUCAGUAUAGAAGACUGAAUUUAUAUGUAUUUUGAUUUAUUUACAAUUGGUGUUCAUGUAACUGCUGAAUGAACUGACUGUGUUUGGAUGUUUCAUGCAGAAACUCCCAACCUUUUCAUAAUAAGUCAAAUUAUUCUUGCAUUCUGAUUGGUUCUUACUUAUGAUGAAUGAGAGGACAGAUGUAUAGAAUGACAUCAUCAAUCUCUUUUCGAUUGGCUGGAUAUAUAAAACAGAUAGAUUCCAUCUUGCCAUGCAUCUGUUCAGUAACUGAUCACAAAAGACAUCAAAGGUGGUAAGAACACUAGUGGCACACUCGGCUAUUGCCUUGUGUGCCACUUUUUUGGUCUUACCACAUUAUGAUGCUAUCUGUGAUCAACAUACCGUUUUACAGUUGUCUGCUUAGUGACCAGGCUUUUAAAUAACAGAAAGGCUGGAGGUGACUUUGUUUUGAUACAGACCUCACUGCUUUUGUUGUGAAAAUCAAGUUGUUCUGAUGCAAACUACUUUCCAUUUAAUGAGAAAAUUAGAUACGUUUGCAUCGUUCAUAGCUAGGUCACCCUCAACUUGCAUUUAUAGCCCAGGAAACUGAGCACAAAACUGCAAAAUGACUUAUUACUCAACAAAAACACAGCAACUAUUUGUUAGCUUGAGAUAUGAUGAAAAUCCCAACUAAAAACCUAAACAAGAACCAAAAACCUUUUUUUUUACUUAGGGAGAUGGAAGACAAAGACUUAACCCAAGAGACGAAGACGCAUUGUCAUCAGUAUUGAGAGCGUCAAGUCCUUCCCCCAUCUACCCAGCCAUCGGAAACAUGAAUUUAUCAACAGACCUCACUCAAGGAGGUGGAAGACAAAGACGUAACCCAAGAGACGAAGAUGUAUUGUCAUCGUUAAUCGGAGCGCCAAGUCCUCUCCGCAUCCACCCAGCCAUCGGAAACAUGAAUUUAUCAACAGACCUCACUCAAGGAGAUGGACGACUAAGACUUAACCCAAGAGACGAAGACGCAUUGUCAUCUGUAUUGAGAACGUCAAGUCCUUCCCCCGUCCGCCCAGCCAUCGGAAACAUGAAUUUAUCAACAGACCUCACUCAAGGAGAUGGACGACUAAGACUUAACCCAAGAGACGAAGACGCAUUGUCAUCUGUAUUGAGAACGUCAAGUCCUUCCCCCGUCCGCCCAGCCAUCGGAAACAUGAAUUUAUCAACAGACCUCACUCAAGGAGAUGGACGACUAAGACUUAACCCAAGAGACGAAGACGCAUUGUCAUCUGUAUUGAGAACGUCAAGUCCUUCCCCCGUCCGCCCAGCCAUCGGAAACAUGAAUUUAUCAACAGACCUCACUCAAGGAGAUGGACGACUAAGACUUAACCCAAGAGACGAAGACGCAUUGUCAUCUGUAUUGAGAACGUCAAGUCCUUCCCCCGUCCGCCCAGCCAUCGGAAACAUGAAUUUAUCAACAGACCUCACUCAAGGAGAUGGACGACUAAGACUUAACCCAAGAGACGAAGACGCAUUGUCAUCUGUAUUGAGAACGUCAAGUCCUUCCCCCGUCCGCCCAGCCAUCGGAAACAUGAAUUUAUCAACAGACCUCACUCAAGGAGAUGGACGACUAAGACUUAACCCAAGAGACGAAGACGCAUUGUCAUCUGUAUUGAGAACGUCAAGUCCUUCCCCCGUCCGCCCAGCCAUCGGAAACAUGAAUUUAUCAACAGACCUCACUCAAGGAGAUGGACGACUAAGACUUAACCCAAGAGACGAAGACGCAUUGUCAUCUGUAUUGAGAACGUCAAGUCCUUCCCCCGUCCGCCCAGCCAUCGGAAACAUGAAUUUAUCAACAGACCUCACUCAAGGAGAUGGACGACUAAGACUUAACCCAAGAGACGAAGACGCAUUGUCAUCUGUAUUGAGAACGUCAAGUCCUUCCCCCGUCCGCCCAGCCAUCGGAAACAUGAAUUUAUCAACAGACCUCACUCAAGUUAGUAAACUGUCUACAUUUCCUUUGUAAAUUGCUAUCUCUGGGAAUGAUCAUACACUUACGGAGAUUUUGUGAUCUCUAUAAACCGUCUAUAAAUUUUAGUACAUGUUUGGCUUUCAGAUUGCACGAAAUGUCCAUACGAUGUUGUUAUUUUUCUUGUAAAUGUUUUCCAAAGUUAACAUACAUUUUACGCAAUGUUCAAUUUGCUUUUGCAGAAGGUACACAAAAGAAAUUUUAAAACCUUUCUUUGUGCCUUUCAACGAUUGCGCUUUCACUAGACCGAUUAACUAGCUGAACAUUCUUUUGAGGUGUUUGUUUACAG